ACCCCCCAACCCCGCCACCCCACGCCUUAAAAGCCGGUGCACACUGCUCCGCCGCGUCCCGGCCGGCUCACCUCUCUUCUCCUCGUCAGCUCCAGCGCAGCCGCUCCCCCGGUCCUGGUCCCGGCACCAUGAGCUUCGGCUCGGAGCACUACCUGGGCGCCGCCUCCUCCUACCGCAAGGUGUUCGGAGACGGCUCGCGCCUGUCCUCGCGUCUCCCCGGGGCCGGCGGCGCGGGUAGCUUCCGCUCGCAGUCGCUGUCCCGCUGCAAUGUGGCCUCCUCGGCUGCCUGCUCCUCGGCCUCGUCGCUCGGCCUGGGCCUGGCCUACCGCCGGUCUCCGGCGUCCGACGGGCUGGACCUGAGUCAGGCGGCGGCGCGCACCAACGAGUACAAGAUCAUCCGCACUAACGAGAAGGAGCAGCUUCAGGGCCUCAACGACCGCUUCGCCAUGUUCAUCGAGAAGGUGCACCAGCUGGAGACGCAGAACCGCGCGCUCGAGGCCGAGCUGGCCGCGCUGCGGCAGCGCCACGCCGAGCCGUCGCGCCUCGGAGAGCUCUUCCAGCGCGAGCUGCGCGAGCUGCGCGCGCAGCUGGAGGAGGCGAGCUCGGCGCGCGCGCAAGCCCUGCUGGAGCGCGACGGGCUGGCGGAGGAGGUGCAGCGGCUACGGGCACGCUGCGAGGAGGAGAGCCGAGGGCGCGAAGGGGCCGAGCGCGCCCUGAAGGCGCAGCAGCGCGACGUGGACGGCGCCACGCUGGCCCGCCUGGAUCUGGAGAAGAAGGUGGAGUCGCUGCUGGACGAGCUGGCCUUCGUGCGCCAGGUGCACGACGAGGAGGUGGCCGAGCUACUGGCCACGCUGCAGGCGUCGUCGCAGGCCGCGGCCGAGGUGGACGUGGCUGUGGCUAAACCAGACCUGACUUCGGCGCUGAGGGAGAUCCGCGCCCAGUAUGAGUCCCUGGCCGCCAAGAACCUGCAGUCAGCUGAGGAGUGGUACAAGUCCAAGUUUGCCAACCUGAACGAGCAGGCGGCGCGCAGCACCGAGGCCAUCCGGGCCAGCCGCGAGGAGAUUCACGAGUACCGGCGCCAGCUGCAGGCACGCACCAUCGAGAUCGAGGGGCUGCGCGGGGCCAACGAGUCCUUGGAAAGGCAGAUCCUGGAGCUGGAGGAGCGUCACAGUGCCGAGGUGGCCAGCUACCAGGAUAACAUUGGGCAGCUGGAGAAUGAUCUGAGGAACACCAAGAGUGAGAUGGCCCGUCACCUUCGGGAGUACCAGGACUUGCUCAAUGUCAAAAUGGCUCUUGACAUUGAGAUAGCAGCUUACAGGAAACUGCUGGAAGGCGAAGAGACACGUUUUAGCACCAGUGGAUUAAGCAUUUCAGGGCUGAAUCCACUUCCCAAUCCAAGCUAUCUGCUCCCUCCUAGAAUCCUCAGUUCCACCACCUCCAAAGUCUCAUCCACUGGGCUGUCUCUUAAGAAAGAGGAGGAGGAAGAGGAGGCUUCUAAGGUAGCCACGAAGAAAACCUCCCAGAUAGGGGAAAGUUUUGAAGAAAUAUUGGAGGAGACAGUGAUAUCUGCUAAGAAAACCGAGAAAUCAAAUAUAGAAGAAAGCACCAUUUCAAGCCAAAAAAUAUAAUUCUGUUGCUUGAAAAAAGUUAAUGCUUAAGAGGGGAUAAUAUGCAUUUGACUUGUUAAACAGCCUAUUCCUGAUCCAAAACACCUGUCGCCACUAUACAAUGUUUUCAAGGCUUCAGUCUCAUAUUUAGCAUUGAAUACUUACUUUCUCUAAUAAGAAAACCACACCUUAGAUUGGAACAAACCACAGUCCUAGAGCAAUCACAGAGGAGUUAUCUAAGAAUGCAGCUUUCUCACCUAAACCUUAGGCUUCACAGCAAUAGAUGAUUCAGGUACAGAGGAAGUACAAACUAAGGUACUAAAUCUGUGAUCGUCAUCAUUUUGCUGUGAAUUGAAAUUAAAACCUAUAUUCACUCACCAUACCCAGCCAUUACCCAGCUAUUUAA
Molecule: messenger RNA, 2013 nt
Organism: Globicephala melas (long-finned pilot whale)
Lineage: Eukaryota; Metazoa; Chordata; Mammalia; Artiodactyla; Delphinidae
Gene: INA
Product: internexin neuronal intermediate filament protein alpha
Biological process (GO): intermediate filament organization
Cellular component (GO): postsynaptic intermediate filament cytoskeleton; intermediate filament; cytoplasm
Molecular function (GO): structural constituent of postsynaptic intermediate filament cytoskeleton
Source: RefSeq, a predicted model, not a curated record